AUCUCCUAGAUGAAAUAAAUCAAUUAAUUUUUAGAUUAAGUCAGCAAAAUAUUUAUAUAGAGUUUAUCUGGGUUCCAGCACAUGUGGGUAUUGAGGGAAACGAAAAGGUAGAUAAAUUAGCAAAAGAAGCUCUAAAGGCAGAUCAAGUAGAAAUAAAAGUACCAUUAAGCAAGUCAGAAGUUAAAGUUAUUAUUAAAGAUAAUAUAAACAGAAGGUGGCAGGAUAAAUGGGAUCAGGAGAAGAAAGGGAGACAUUUAUAUAGAAUUCAAAAAGAGGUAAUAGUUAAAAAAUACAGUGGGUUGAGUAGGCAGGAGGAAAAUAUGAUCACAAGACUUAGAAUAGGGCACACAAGUUUAAAUGGCUGUUUAAAAAUAAUAGGUAAACAUGAAACUGGAUUAUGUACACAUUGUGGAGAGGAAGAGAAUGUAGAACACAUACUUCUAAUAUGUAGAGAAUAUUCUGAAAGAAGGAAAGAACUAGAAAAGGCAGCAAAGAAUGUAUUGUGUUUAAAAAACUUAUUAGGUGAUCAAUCUUUAAUUAAAGUUGUAAUCAUGUUUUUGAAAGAAACUCAACUCGCAAACAGGAUAUAGAAUAGUAAGAAACAUCAGUUCCCCAUUUAGUUAACUUUAGUUGUAUAAAAUUAUUUAUUUAUAUCCCCCCUUUUUUUUUUUUUUUUUUUUUUUUCACCUAGAGUAACAUAAUUGAUUUCCCAAGGAGUUCACACCUCAGUACAGAAGAUGGCGGUAAUGCACACUGUUUGCAAACUGCCAGUAAAAACUACUGAAGAAGAAGAAGAAGAAGAUGGCGCCGUUACUGGAAGCUAGUUAUGAUAGUUUAUGAAGUUUAAAACCUGGAUAUUUUUCUUACAAAAUUGCAUUGAUUACGCACAAAAGACAUUUAUUAACACAUUGAAGACGUGUGGAUUAUCUGUGAAGGAUGGAUGCACUUUUUUGGGGUCAGAAGUUGUUUCCUGAUCCCUGUUUUCUACCAUUAUAAAGUCACACAUGCAUACAAUACAACCUUUAAGAAAAUAAAGUGACACCGCCAACAAUUUAAAGCUGGGCAACACUAUUAAAAAAGUGCAGGUAAAUGUUGUCCAUGUAUGUACAAUAUCCCAUGAAACAUAUGUCAGUUUUGUUAUAUUGAUUUGGGACCGACAGCAACCAUGUAGGGAUUGACUUCAUCUCUUCACAGGUCAUGGGUCACUUGAAGACAUCUAAACACAUUAAACCAUAUAAAGACAAAUGGUUUAAGUUAAUUCAGUCUGAUUCUCAUGUUUAAAUCAUUUUAAAAUCUGUUUUCCAUUUCUCUUUAGGACUUCUGGAGAGAUUAGUUGCACGUGUUACACGUUUCUUUUCAGCAACAUCAUCAACUUGAUAUUGACCCAUGGAUUUUGUAUGUAGAUAGGAAAUUGUAUUUCUCAAUGCUGUGCAUGUAACCAAACCAUUAACCGAGCUCCAAUUCAGAAUUACACUCACAGAUGUCUCCAGCAGUGGUUCAAGUGGAAAGACAAAGUCUAAGUGGACGUCCAAGGACUGUAAUACCUAUAGGGCACAUCGUCUAUCUACUAAAAAUCGGACUUCCUGUCAAAACUAUUUCUCAGUUGCUGGGAGUUUCUCGAGCGACACUCUUUAGGAGACUGACAGAGAACAACCUAACGGUUCGAGGACUGUACAGUAGCUGCACCGAUGAGGAACUCGAUCAACUUGUUUCCAAAGUAAAGGAAAUGAUGCCGCAUGCAGGUUACAGGUUGAUUAAAGAAGCACUGAAAGCACAAGGUUACCGACUACAGUGGAACAGAGUACAAGCAGCAAUACAGCGAGUAGAAAGUGUUGGGAUUCACUCAAGAAAGACGACUCAGUUGGAAACAAACUCGGUGCCGAGCCCAAUGUAUUUAGUACAUAUAGACACAAACCAUAAACUUGUCAGGUACAAUAUUGUAAUCUUUGCAGGCAUUGAUGUCUUUUCACGUAAGAUAAUGUACCUGAGAGCUGCAGACAACAACCGAUCUGACACAACCCUGUCUUUCUUCAGUCAGGCUGUUAAGAAAUUUGGAUGCCCACUAAAAGUUCAAGCUAAUCAUGGAGGAGAAAAUGUUGGUGUGGCUCGGUUGAUGUUUACUGCACGCGGAUCAGACAGUAACUGCUUUAUAGCAGACAAAAGUGUCCACAGUCACAGAUUAGAGAGCCUCUGGCGUGAUCUCUGGAUAGGGGUCACUAGCUUAUUCUACCAUAUUUUACACACACUAGAGGAACAGGACAUGCUGAAUCUGAGCAGCGCUCUUCAAUUAUUUUGCUGCCAUUUUGUGAUUUUGCCCCGACUGCAAGCAAACCUAGAUUUGUUUCAUGAGAGAUGGGAUAACCACCCACUGACAACGGAGCAAAACCUCACACCAAACCAGCUGUGGGAAAUCGGGCAGAUGGAAAAUCACAUUGCCAAUUCAGAGGAGAUGACCAUUCCUGAUAUCAAAAGAGAGGACAGUGGAUCUAUCGAAGAUAAACACACGGCGAUGAAUGAUCCACAGUUUAAAGGGCCUAUAAGUCCUGAACAUAUGGAGCAGUUAAGACAACAUAUUAAUCCUUUACAACCAUCCAAGUACAAUGGCAUGGACAUUUAUAUGACCACAGUCCAGUUUGUGCAAAAUCUGCAUACUGAAAAGUAGAUCUCAUUUCAUUAUUUUUAAACUGUUUCACUUUUUUACUACUAGAUGUCAUCAAAUAAGCAUCAUCUCCUGUUUAAUCUUUUUUAUUGAACACAUUACAAUGAACAUUAAGUCCUUAAAUCAGAAUAUUACUGCGUACAAAGCUAGCAAAGGACAAAGUUGCACAAAGUAACUAAAACAGUAACUACCGUAAAUUUCAUUUAUAAACCCACCCUUUACAGACUGUAGACAUGUCAUCAUGUCUGCUGUUAAAGCUGAGAAAGGUGUAUAACAACAAGUAUGCUUUUUGUUUUGGUUGACUCUACUUGACAAGGUUAACUUUGCACAACUUUCCAACAUCUUUAUUGUUAUAAUGAGUUUUAUAAACACUGAUUGUAAUGUUAUGACUUUUACCUGUGAGUAAAUAAAUAUCACCUCCAUCUGACAUGUGCUUAACGUUGUAUGAGAUGUACCUUGACAAAUGCUGUUUGUUUGCUGAAAUUUGUUAUAAAGCUUGUAAUAAAGUGACAUAAAUAUG
Paramisgurnus dabryanus is the source of this 3179-nucleotide messenger RNA. Lineage: Eukaryota; Metazoa; Chordata; Actinopteri; Cypriniformes; Cobitidae. The record is from RefSeq and is a predicted model, not a curated record.